UAGGCAUCUGAGAGAGAGUCCCACUGAAUUGAGUUGAAGUUACAGGUACCUAAUGUAGGUAGCGCGGGGCUCCCUUGAGCCAAUCAUAUUAAUGUGAUACAAUAGGUACCUGUAUACCUGAAAUCCAUGCCGCAGGUGCAAAAGUGAAAUGGGUCCAUUGACGAAAAUCGGAUGCGAUAAAAGUGUUAAACUCUUAAACCUAUCCGGCAACAUGCUCUACUAAUCCAAGAACUCGCCCCUCUCUUACCUUUUUUUUUAAGUCUUAUCGAUCUUACAAGAUUUCAAGAUUCGAAAAGUAAGAUAUAGAGACAUGAUGGUAUGAUUACUGUACCAUGCCUAUUCUUCCCUCACUAUCUCCCCCGUCAAGUUUUCGGCUUGGCUUGCGAGCGAUCACUGGCAACUCCGGGAACUCGCUGAUUUCUUGUGCGGCUCGUUCGUUUUCGACAAAACAUCCUCCUAUAGCAUCAUGCUGCCGAUAUAGCACCCAAGGGGCCAUUCGCCCUCCCCGAAUGCCCACAAAAUGCCGCUCGAAUGAUCUUUUACCUCGAAUAUCCGUUCGAAUGCUAUCUAGGUUCCGCGCGAUCACCCAUUACACGAAACUACCCGAUGACUAUGAAGAUAGCCAGGGCUUACCGUUCCGAAAAGAAGAUCUCAACCAGAGAGAAGUCAACCAAAUAUUUGGUGGAGCUCACCUCCCGGCCCCCCUCGCAAACAAGCUUCUACGAAUUCUGCAUGGUCGCCGAGUAGCAGGGACUCUAAACGACCCGAACCUCCGAGUGAACACUGCCCAGUUUAGCGCUAUGGAUCAAAGAAAAGCUUUGGGAUAUCUGCGUGCCAAUAUUCCCGUGGAUGAGGUUAUCAAUGCUGGCCUGCGAGCCGAAGACGAGCUCAGACUUUUGGAACAAGCAAACGAGAAUGGUGAACAGCAACCUGAAGAAAUUAGCUCUCAAGACCUUCCUCCCGACACCGCGACCCAUGAAACCCCAAUUCCGACCGGACGACUUCCUAAAAUACGUGAAACCAACUCGCCAUACGGAGUAAGUCCGCUCGACCGAAUCCGCGCCCAUAACAUUGCGAAGCGCGAAGCAGAAGAGAAGAGGUUAGAGGAGGAGCGGAAGAAGCGUGAGGAAGAGGAGGCCCUAAGUAACAGCGGUACUCUUCAGAUUGAGCAAAAUAAGCCGAAAGAACUGAGCCCGAUGAUGAGGAAAUUUACAGAACGGGCGACAUCCGACCUCAAAGCGCCUCCCGAAAUGAAGGCUUGGGAACGUCUACUUCCCCAAGCUAUCAUGACGGUCUUGAUUUUCGCAGGAUGUAUCCUGUAUGCUCUUGUAUAUACGCCUCCUAAGCGAGCUGAAAGGAUGUGGCCGGACAUUCCUCCCGCGGCGGCAACCUGUCUUGCUCUGAUCGGAAUUAACCUAACAAUAUGGAUGGCAUGGAAGUUCCCACCCGCCUGGAGGCUCCUGAACCGAUACUUCCUAGUAGUUCCGGCGACGCCACGACCCUUCCAGCUGAUCGGAGCGAUGUUUUCUCAGCAGAAUUUCAGCCACGUGUUCCUAAACAUGGUAGGGCUUUGGUUCUUCGGUACUCGGCUUCACGAUGAGGUUGGAAGAGCCAACCUUCUCGCCAUAUACUUUUUUUCGGGAGCUUUAGGGUUCAUGUUUAGCCUGACACGUUUGGUUCUCACAAACGGCCUUUCGUACACGACGCUUGGGUCCUCUGGAUCGGUUUACGGAAUUAUAGCCGCGUUCUUCUGGUUACACAAGUACGACGAGUUCAAACUAUUCGGCUUCCCCCCUGACCCAAUGUCCGGUCCGCAGGGCUUAGCAUUUAUUGGCCUAAUAUUGGGCCUGCACGUACUGCCCCUAUUCUCGAGGAAAGGCCAUAACACCGACAUACCAUCGCACUUGGGAGGUAUGGUAGCGGGCAUAGCCGGGGCGGAGCUUAUCAAGAGGCACAUGGACCAGAAAGCAAGGAUUAGGGCCGAAAGGUUGAAGACUAUGGGCGCAUUAGAGGGGGCUGUUAAAGUAAAGGGAAAGGAAUCUGAGAAGGCGCCCCAAACAGCGGCGGGGCGCUAAGUUGUUAACCGCAAGUAUUGGGCUAUCUACCUUUAGGUAGGUACCUACCUCAUACUCGAUCUCUAUUCUCUCGGGCUGUAUAUAGGUACUUGCAGGCCUUGU
Daldinia caldariorum is the source of this 2177-nucleotide messenger RNA. RefSeq names its product rhomboid-domain-containing protein. Gene Ontology annotation, cellular component: membrane. The transcript has a single exon. The record is from RefSeq and is a predicted model, not a curated record. Gene Ontology annotation, molecular function: serine-type endopeptidase activity. The coding region runs from base 333 to 2075 and encodes 580 amino acids. Lineage: Eukaryota; Fungi; Ascomycota; Sordariomycetes; Xylariales; Hypoxylaceae.